Messenger RNA from Musca domestica (house fly), 2289 nucleotides. Its product is annotated as endothelin-converting enzyme homolog. Lineage: Eukaryota; Metazoa; Arthropoda; Insecta; Diptera; Muscidae. Gene Ontology annotation, biological process: protein processing. Gene Ontology annotation, molecular function: metalloendopeptidase activity. The coding region runs from base 1 to 2289 and encodes 762 amino acids. The record is from RefSeq and is a predicted model, not a curated record. The transcript has a single exon. Gene Ontology annotation, cellular component: plasma membrane.
AUGUUACAAACACAAGUCACGAGCCGAGCGGUUUUAUUUGGUUUGGCGCUGAUAAUCGGCAACGUCAUUGGGCCGACUGAACAAAGUCUGGGUCAAGGUCAGCAGCGUGGUCAGCAGAAAGAGCGUCAGUUGGUGAGUCCACAACAGCAGCAGCUGUCGCAGUCACAGCAGCAGCAACAACAGAACAAUGACCUAAAUUUGGCCAGGCAGCAGCUGAGAAUUUUGCAUGCCGCCAAGUCCAAGGAGAUGCUAAAGUUUAUGAAUUUGGAAGAGGAGCCAUGCCAUGAUUUCUAUGAAUACACCUGUGGCAGAUGGUACCAGGGACAAAAUGCCUCGAUACGCCAGGACAACUGGGCAGUGUCGGAUGUCAUGGAACAUCAGUUGCUGAUGCAGAUACAAAAUAUUCUAAAUGGCCCAAGACUUUCGACAGAAUUCGAUGACUCGGCGGCCAAACAUUUCUACAGAGCUUGUAGCCAGGCCCAGGCCUCCUCGGCCGAAGAGAGGGAUUUUAUAAAGAAAUUUGUGGAGUACCAUGGGGGAUUGCCCUAUGUCAAGGAUAGUCAGUGGCAGGAGAAACAGUACAGCUGGAUUGAUGUAAUCGGCCAGUUGAAGCAUCGUUACAAUUUGGAUAUACUCAUAACCCUGACUAUACCUCGGACCACAGUGGGCCGGGCCAUACCCACACCGAUUCUGGAGGAACCCCAGAGGACAGUAUUGCCAAAGAAUUUGUGUAGCUACAUGACUGCCACAGAGGCCAGCGAUGAAACUUUCACGGGAUUGCAAAUGGAAAUUCGAGACAAUCUCCGAUCCUGGUUGGAUGUGGAGGAGACGGAUGCCAUACGCCUGGCCGGCGAUAUACAACGCUUCGAAUUUGAGCUAUGCAAAUAUAUGAAAAAGCGGCAGCUGUUGGAUUUACCCAAUGGGGGUAUGAACAGGACGCGGGCCCGCUACAAUGUGCCGGUGCCGAAUAGCUUCCAUGGCGUCAUGCAAAAUCUCAACAACAAUCCACAAUCGGUAAGCUUUUUGGAGAAUAAAUAUGGCCUGGAAUUCCAGCGUUUCGUGCAAAUCAGUUUGGGCAAGGGCCAUUCGAUACCGCGGGAAUUCUAUUUGCGCGAUGAGGAGUAUUUUCAACACCUGAAUACCAUAGCUCGAAAGGGCCUGACCGCCUCCUUUGCCUAUUACAUUAUGUACCGGGCAUUGUCCGAAAUCACCCUGCCCCGUGACAAGGCACCGCGAAGCAAUGAACGCAACUUGUACUGUACCCGCCAGACCUUGCAGUUUUUCCCCCACGUCCUGGGCGGUAUCUAUCAGAGUAAAUAUCGCAAGGAUGCCGUGCUCAAUGACUUGCGUGAAAUUUUCCAAUACAUUCGAGAGGCCUUUGCCCAAAGCGUAGAGACCAACACCCGAUGGCUGCACGAUAGCUUUCGCAAGGACAUUAAGCUGCGCACCCUCUCCUGGAAGAUCAAGGAGCCAGAGUUCCACUAUCACAACGAUGUGGUUAAUGAUUUGAAACUAAUCAAUGGACCGGGAAGCUAUUGGAAAUCCCUGGAUCUGCUAAUGGAACGUAGUGCCCAGCAGUAUUUGCAACAAUUAAGUGGUUAUCACAGCAUCAUCAAGCAACCGCUGGAGGAGGGGGUAUUUACCUAUGCCACAAAUGCCGAAAUUCGUUUGCAGUUCAGUUGGUCUCUGCUACAGGCGCCCAUGUAUUCCCUGCACUAUCCCAAGUCCCUGAAAUACUCCUCCCUCGGCUAUCUAAUGGCCCGGGAAAUGAUACGACACUAUGAUCAGCAGGGUUGGCAUGAUUCCCCACCGCCCCUGGUCAAUGGCUGGAAUUAUGAUAUUCACGAGGCGUUCAAUAAAAUCAAGGAAUGUUUUCGCGUACAGGCUAGCAACUACCUCUACAAUGCGCCCAAUGUGUAUCGUAACGGCAGCCAGUUGAGAGAUUUUAUGUUGGACACCAGUGCUGCCAACAUUUCCUUUGCCGCCUACAUAAAAUGGCUGGAGGAUCAGGAGGCCACGAGUGAAGAUUUAAAAUAUGAAACUCUACCCGGCAUGGACUUCAGCAAUACCCAAUUAUUUUUUAUUAACUAUGGCCAGGUUCAUUGUUCAGCAGGUGGUGGAAGUAGUAAAAAUGCUGCAGCCACACCGAAUUAUUUCCCCUUGGCCCGUCACACCGUGGAGCGUUUAAUUAUCAAUGGACCCCUGAGUAAUGGCUAUGAAUUUGGUCGAGAUUUUAAUUGUCAUAUCGGUUCGCACAUGAAUGUGGCCGAUAAGUGUUGGGCUUUUUAA